AUGUCGACGUGGGGUGAACAUUUCCGAGUCACCACUUAUGGCGAGUCGCACUGCCGCUCCGUCGGCUGUAUCGUUGACGGCUGCCCUCCUGGCAUGCAACUCACUGAGGAUGACAUCCAGCCCCAGAUGACUCGUCGUCGUCCUGGGCAGAGUGCCCUCACGACCCCGCGGAACGAGAAGGACCGAGUUGAAAUCCAGUCAGGCACCGAGUUUGGUAUUACACUGGGCACACCAAUUGGAAUGAUGGUCCGUAACGAGGACCAGAGACCUAAGGAUUAUGGUAACAGCACAAUGGAUCUGUACCCUCGUCCCAGUCAUGCCGACUUCACCUACCUCGAGAAGUACGGCGUCAAGGCCAGCAGCGGUGGCGGCCGCAGCAGUGCUCGUGAAACCAUCGGCCGUGUCGCUGCCGGUGCCAUCGCAGAGAAGUACCUGAAGCUUUCGCACAAUGUCGAGAUCGUCUCCUUCGUCUCCUCCGUGGGCAACGAGCACCUUUUCCCCCCGACCCCCGAACACCCCACUGCCUCAACCAACCCCGAAUACCUGAAGCUGCUGGAGACGAUCGACCGCGAAACCGUGGACAAGUUUGCCCCCAUCCGCUGCCCCGACGAGGAGGCCUCCGCACGCAUGACCAAGGUUGUUGAGCAGUUCCGCGACAACCAGGACAGCAUUGGUGGCACUGUAACCUGCGUGAUUCGCAAUGUUCCGGUUGGUCUGGGUGAGCCGUGCUUCGACAAGCUGGAGGCCAAGCUGGCGCACGCGAUGCUGAGCAUCCCCGCCACCAAGGGCUUCGAGAUCGGCUCUGGCUUCGGUGGCUGUGAAGUGCCUGGCUCCAUUCAUAACGAUCCGUUCGUGGUGCAGGAUGGCACGACCCGCCUCACCACCAAGACCAACAACUCCGGCGGCAUCCAGGGUGGCAUCUCGAAUGGCGCCUCUAUCUACUUCCGCGUCGCUUUCAAGCCCCCGGCGACCAUCGGCCAGGCCCAGACCACCGCCACCUAUGACCUGGAGGAAGGUGUCCUCGAGGCAAAGGGUCGUCACGACCCGUGCGUGGUUCCCCGCGCCGUCCCCAUUGUCGAGGCUAUGUCCUCACUGGUGAUUAUGGACGCCCUGAUGGCGCAGUACGCGCGCGAGAGCGCAAAGAACCUGCUCCCGCCGCUGCCCAAGACGAUCCCCACUAAGCCUGCUACCGCGCCCAACGGUGCGUAA
Messenger RNA from Penicillium macrosclerotiorum, 1209 nucleotides. Its product is annotated as bifunctional chorismate synthase/riboflavin reductase [NAD(P)H] ARO2. The transcript has 3 exons. The record is from RefSeq and is a predicted model, not a curated record. Lineage: Eukaryota; Fungi; Ascomycota; Eurotiomycetes; Eurotiales; Aspergillaceae. Gene Ontology annotation, biological process: aromatic amino acid biosynthetic process; chorismate biosynthetic process. Gene Ontology annotation, molecular function: chorismate synthase activity; FMN binding. Gene Ontology annotation, cellular component: cytosol. Bases 1 to 1209 code for a protein of 402 amino acids.